Molecule: messenger RNA, 903 nt
Organism: Periconia digitata
Lineage: Eukaryota; Fungi; Ascomycota; Dothideomycetes; Pleosporales; Periconiaceae
Source: the annotation of a GenBank genome assembly
AUGUCAAAUCAAGCACUCUUUCAUCUUCGAACGCUAUGGCUCUUCACGAAGAGUGACUUCAAAACUGUCAUCUUUCCUCAAACGGUGUUCGGAAUAGUUGUAGCGCUGUCUGGGCCGCUUCUCACCAGUAACCCAGCUCCGAAAACCUGCGAAGUCCUGCGUAAUCUCCCGAAAACGAUCUUAUGGCUUUGGCUCAAUCUACUCAACGAAGUGGUCUCGAAUCAGCGCCUUCCAGGCUCUAUAGUGGAAGACAGCGUCAACAAACCAUGGAGGCCCCUCCCAACUCAGCGGAUGACAUCAAACACUGCGAGAAAGCUGCUCUUAUGCGCUAUCCCAACAAUAUACAUUGCAAGUCUCCUAUUAGGAGGAACAGAAGCUUCCAUGAAGCUAAUGGUAUUCUCUCAUAUGUAUAACGAACUCGAUGGGGCGAAUGAGAAUUGGCUUAUUCGUAACGUGUUAAACGCGUGCGGUCUGUCAUGCUUCAGUGUUGGCGCUGCGGUGACGGCUACUGGCUUUGGAGAUUACACGCUUCAACGCGAAGUUUAUGUGUGGAUCAGCCUCCUCGCUGUUGUGAUCGCUACUACCGUCCAAAUCCAAGACCUUCCAGAUAUCGAAGGAGAUCGUCGGAGAAACCGGAAAACGAUGCCUUUGGUGUACGGCCAUGUCGCUACGAGGUGGUCAGUUUCUAUCACGAUUAUGUUCUGGUCUAUUUUUUGUUGUACGUACUGGGAUCUAGAUUCUGUGUGUUAUCUUCCGUGUAUGUUGAUUGGAAUAUCGAUUGCGGUUAGAACGCUGGUCAUGCAGACUCAGGAUGCAGACGAGGGAACAUGGAAGCUAUGGUGCCUAUGGAUGAUGAUAUUAUAUUCACUGCCGUUGAUGAGAACCACCCCCAGGCAUCUUUGA